Molecule: messenger RNA, 1817 nt
Organism: Photinus pyralis (common eastern firefly)
Lineage: Eukaryota; Metazoa; Arthropoda; Insecta; Coleoptera; Lampyridae
Product: lipase member K-like
Exons: 7
Coding region: 529-1809 (426 amino acids)
Biological process (GO): lipid metabolic process
Molecular function (GO): hydrolase activity, acting on ester bonds
Source: RefSeq, a predicted model, not a curated record
UGACUGUAGUGCAACUGAAACUGUUGUGACUAUACAUAUAGCAUUAACGCACUAAAUUACAUUUCACGUUGGAAGGUAUGACAAUUAGCAUUCAAAUUAAAAUCGGCAGCGCCGCGAUAAAAACCCCCUCUGUUCCCUGUGCUGUAGAGUCAAGGUGAGCGGACUAUACCAAUAUAAAAUAUGCAAUACAAUACAAUUAAGAAAAACACUUGGUUCUACUUUAUGUACAAAACAUAUUCGCCCAUUUCUUCUGUCUGCCAGUAACAAUCUUCCACAUGUGCUAUUCUGAACGUGAAAAGUCAAGGUUGACGUAAUAUGGUCCGAUCUUUAUGCAAUAGAAACUAUCUGAUAAAAGUUACUUAAACUUUUAUCAAACUUACGCUGUCCAAAGUUUACGUCGGUAUGCAUAGUGUGAUCAUACAAAAUAAUUUCAGUGUCUAGUAAGAGGUUUACGGAAAUGUUAGACAUUCUUACUAGAUAAUCAAAUUUGGUGUGCAAGUGACCUAUACGAGACAAAUAGUAUUAAAUAUGACUUCGUUCAUAUACAGCGAAGCGAAAUUUGUAGUUGUAGCAGCAAUUGUGAUUCUAACACUUAGCGUGUAUCUCUUACCUAGAAAUAAAAAUAACGUUUGUACCAGUUUUUCGGAUUAUUAUGGUGACCGGGAUAGUAACAAGAAUUGUUAUUAUAAUCCCGAAGCAAAACUGAACGUAUCUCAGAUUAUUCGAGGAAGAGGUUAUACAGUAGAAGAACAUCAUGUAAUUACGAAAGAUGGUUACAUUCUAACGUUAUUUAGAAUACCGCAUCCAAAGAAUUCACUAGGAAUAUCAGGUCCGCCAGUUUUUUUACAACAUGGAGCUGUGGUAAAUAGCGCAUCUUUUAUUAACAGAGGAAGUAAAUCUCUAGGGUUUAUUCUCGCAGACGAAGGAUACGAUGUAUGGCUGGGAAACUUUCGUGGAACAACAUACUCGAAACGCCACACGCAUAUAAAACACACUGACAGAAGGUAUUGGCAUUUUGAUACAUAUGAACUUGGAGUGUAUGAUACAUCAGCAAACAUUGAUUAUAUUCAUGAAGUGACGGGUCAAAGCAUAAUUUACAUUGGACACUCAUUGGGUUCAACAACCGGCUACAUUUACGGUGUGACCUCACCAGAGAUUGCGAAAGAAAAAUUGAAGAUUAUUAUUAGCUUGGCACCAACUCUUUACGUGAAAAAUUGGAAGUCGCUAACUAGAUACAUCUUCGGUUUAUGGAGUUAUGCAAGCCCGCUUAUUGCUGCCUUAACAAAUGAAGAAAUUUACCUAAGAGGAAGGCCGGGAAAUCCCAUUCGAGAGUCAUUGUGCACCCGCUAUCCAUUUCAAAUGUAUUAUUGUCAAUUUUUUGAAAUGGCCACACUAGGCUUUGAUUAUGAACAAAAUGAUCCCGAAACAUUGCCAGUUACUUUACUACAGAACGCUGAUGCAAUCUCAUUCAGAACGCUUACACACUGUAUCCAAUUAGUAUUAAAUGGAACCCUCGCUUACUUUGAUCACGGAGCCGAGACCAAUUUAAAAGUGUACGGGUCUAUCCAUCCACCACAGUACGAUUUAUCGCAGUUAAAAGUUCCAACGUAUCUAAUCAGGGCGCUAAACGAUUUAAUAAUUACUAAAGAGGAUGUAGAGUAUGUACAUAAGAUGCUGCCCAAUGGAACAAACCCCUACGAUAUUUACACCGUAGAACACCAAUUGUUUAAUCACGAAGAUUUUCUUACUGCCCGAGAUGUCGUGCCACUUUUAUAUAAUCAUCUAAUAACGUUUAUGAAUAAAUUAUAGUGUUUUUA